Molecule: messenger RNA, 4334 nt
Organism: Panonychus citri (citrus red mite)
Lineage: Eukaryota; Metazoa; Arthropoda; Arachnida; Trombidiformes; Tetranychidae
Product: nuclear pore complex protein Nup153-like
Biological process (GO): RNA export from nucleus; protein import into nucleus
Cellular component (GO): nuclear pore
Molecular function (GO): structural constituent of nuclear pore
Source: RefSeq, a predicted model, not a curated record
UUUCCGCCAUUUUAAUUUGGGUUUCAAAACUCGGGUAAAAUUAGUGUUAUAAUAUUUAAUUAAAUUUUGUGAUUACUUUUAAUAAAUUGUUUAGGUCAAAUUUAGAGGACAAAUUUUUAAUCAUGUCAUCGUCAGUGAGUUAUAAAUGGAAAAAGAAAGACCGGAAACGUAGCCGCAAACCUUAUGAUAGGCCUUACAAUCAGCAACCAUGGUAUUUGAAAUACAAGUUGGAGAGCUACCUGCCUAAUUGGGUUGUUAAUGUAAAAAAUUAUUUUCUAACUAAUGUUGCAAGUGAAACUGACGAGAAUAAUAUCAACGAGGAGAAUGGUGGUUUUGAUGGAUCACUUUUAGGCCCAAGACCGGCAAGGGUAAUCCUUGAUGAUAAUGAUGAGGGUGAAAAUGAUGGAAAUCAAGAGGUAGAAGACGAUGAAGACGACGAUGCCGAAGAAGAUGAAGAAGAAGAGGAAGAAGAAGAAGAGGAAGAAGAAGAGGACGCAGAGGACGUCGAAGAAGAGGAAGAAUUAGAAGAUAAAUUAGACGUGCCAGAUACCGAGGAAGAAGAAGAGAUCGUCGUUGAAGAACCAAUAAAGCCUCCAGUUAAAGAAACAAGUAAAUAUGACUUCAAAGUUUCUCUCGAUAAAAUGGAUAAAUCUAAUAGCUUAGGCAUAUCCGAAUUACCUGGUAGUAAUAAGAUCUCAGCAACUACCGCUCAAAGAUUUUCUGUAAAAAGAAAACAUGAACUUGGCCCUAGUGCCACUCCAACACCUUCAACGUCACGUGGUAUUGUUAACGAGGUCAGGGAUGAAGAAGGUUCUUCAUCCAGUGAGAAUACAGCUUCAUCAACAAGUGGCUGUUCAUCUUUAGUUGCAUCAAGUAAUUAUAUUCAAAAGUUAUCCCUUCCUAUUGAUAAAGAUAAAACUGAACGCUUAAGAAAAGAGCUAUUGAAAAAUACCAGGGACGUCGCCGUUGAAACCGACAACAAACCAUCAUUAAGUAGUCGAGAUGAUAAUGAUAGCCGACGAUCCCUUUUAUGGUCUCAUUCACCUAGUUCCAGAUUUAAUGUUUCCAAAUUUACCUCACCAACAAGUGUUUCACCUCGUGGAGCUAAUUCGCCUUAUUAUGAAGGGAAAACUACCUUCGGCGGGACAUCAGCCAAAAGAGCUCGUCUUGCAGCUCCUUUCAACAAAUUAAUCAGUCCAAUUAAUAACACCUCUAAUGUUAAAAUUCAACUCAACAAUAACCGUAACAGUGAUAGCGGUAAAAAGUUGAACUCAGAAGAUCUUCUCAGUGAUGCUGCGAAGAGAAUAUUAGCUAAUAUUGAAAAGAUAUCUUCUCCUUUAGAAGAUGCUAAGAAAAUUCCUGUCUUUGGGUCUAUUGAUACAAGUAGAUACCUCAGUGAGCCCAGGAGAGCACCAACUAUUAGAACACCUUACGCGAGACCUGUUAAAUCUGUUCCUUAUCCAUCACUUAAACCAUCACUUGUUCCAAUUGAUAAACCUCAACUUAAAUGGGCAGUAUCACCAUCUGAUACAGAUUCUGUUGACAGAGUUGAUUCUAGUGUAUCACCUCAACGAGAUUUAGGUUUAUCCCCAUCUUAUGGUGACUUCUCUGCCGGAGAUAAGAACAUUGGAGGAAGUGGUGGUGGUAAAAUCAGACCAAGUAAACGAUUUAACGUUAGACCAAAGGGAUCCAGUUCUUCUUCACAACUAUACGAGAACGUUGUUCCACUUGAACUCAAAAAUAAUGUCCCAUUUAAUAUUACAAAUCUACCUUCAUUCAGCUUUGCUGAAGCUUCUGCUGUGUCAGCACCUGUCGCCUCAUCUAGUAAUGUUUCACAACCUGAUGAUUCGUCGAGUCUUAACAAGGAUAAAAAUGUUGGUGAAGCUACCGAAUUAACCACAACUAUUGAAGUUCUUGAAAAUGAAAGUGAGAAAGAAAACAAGCUUCUUAAAUCAUCUGAUUUCUCUAUUCCUGUGCCUCAAAAGGAGCAACCUAUCACAAUAGAAUCAACAACUAAAACAGCUAACACUACAGUAAUCGAAGUUGUUAACGAAUCACCAACCAAGGUAGUUCAAGAUGAAAUGGUUGCCAAAAUUUCAGCUGAUGCUGCAUUGGCAGCAGUUGAAGAUAAAGUAAGCGAUGAUAAAGAGAUCAAGAUUGUUAAGUCUACCGAGAGUUUAUCAAAAACCUCUGACCAAUCAAGCAAAUCACCAGUUAAAGAUGGUUCCAGUUCUCAGACGAUUUCAGAUAAAACUGUAGAUAAAACAAAUUUGGGUAAUAAAAUCAGCGAAUCAUUAUUUAGUAAAUUCAAGCCUCCACCAGGAUCGUGGAUGUGCGAUGAAUGCUUUGUACAGAACAAGCCCGCUGAUCUUAAGUGUAUUGCAUGUGAAACGGUUAAAAAAGGUGCUAUGGUUCCGCCUGCUUCUUCAACACCCCUACCAUUAGCAUCAACAGCUUCAGGCUCAAGUAAUGUUUUCAACUUCGGUACUUCAGCCUCGAACAAUAAUAAUGAUAAAUUUGGUCAGAGUAAUGCCAUUGUUGAUGUCCCAUCAAGUUCAGGUACAUCUAAAACACCGGCAACAACUACUUUCUCUUUCGGCUCAUCAGGAUCAGGAUCUUCUGGGUUUAGCCAAUCACCAACCUCUGGUGGAUUCUCAUUUGGUUCAUCAUCAACACCCAAUUCAUUCAGUUUCGCAUCGAAACCGUCAACAGCCACCACCACAAUGUCGUCGGGAUUCUCAUUCGAAGCACCUAAACCUAACACCAGUACAGCUCCAUCUGUAACUAGUGUUUCGACCUCAUCACUUCCGCAAACAACCACAGCGAUGUCAACAGGGUUCUCAUUUGACUCAGUUAAACCCAUAAGCAAAGCUCCAGCUGUAUCAAACGCUUCAACAGUAUCUACAGCGUCAACAACGACUACCACUACCACAAUAUCAUCAGGAUUCUCGUUUGAUUUAGCUAAACCAAAUACAAGUACAGCUCCGUCUGUUUCUAAUGUUACAAUUUCCUCAACACCAUCAACAACUUCUUCUACGAUGUCAUCAGGAUUCUCAUUUGAUUUAGCUAAACCCAAACCAAGUACUGCUCCAUCGGUAACCAAUGUUUCGACCGCCUCUACAUCAUCGACUUUUGCUUUUGGUAGCACAUCAUCAUCAGGUACUUCCUCUACUGGUGGAUUUACUUUUGGUCAAACACCUUCUACCACCCCUGCUAAAACAUCAUCAGGUUUUGUUUUCGGCUCUGCAUCCAACACUGCGCCCUCACCUCUGGUCACACCGAGUAUACAAUCAAAUGCUUUCGGUUCAACAUUUACAUUCGGCGCCUCACCUGCUGCAACACAAUCACAAUCUCAAGCACCAGCACCAGCACCCGCUGCAAGCUCUAGUAAUGUUUUUUCCUUUGGUAGCUCAGCAUCUACCAACAAUACCGAUAAAUUUGGACAGAGUAAUGCUAUUGUAGAUGCUUCGUCCAGCUCAGGUACAUCCAAAACAGUGGCACCUUCGGCUUUCACGUUUGGCUCAUCAGGAUCGUCUAGUUUUCCUUCUGUUACGACAACUUCAAGCUCGACAUCCAACACCCUUACAUCACCAACCACUGGUGGAUUCUCAUUUGGUUCAACGUCCACUCCUAACACAUUCAGUUUCGCAUCGAAACCAUCAACAACAACCACUACAAUGUCAUCAGGGUUCUCGUUUGAAGCACCUAAACCUAGCAUGAGUACAGCUCCUUCUGUAACUAGUGUUUCAACCGCCUCAACACCAUCAACUUUCGCGUUUGGUAGCACAGCAUCUUCAGGUUCUACCUCUACUGGCGGAUUUACUUUUGGUCAAACACCUUCUACCACUUCUGCUAAAACAUCAUCAGGUUUUGUUUUCGGCUCUGCACCUAACACUGCGCCCACACCUCUGGUCACACCGAGUAUACAAUCAAAUGCUUUCGGUUCAACAUUUACAUUCGGCGCCUCACCUGCUGCAACACAAUCACAAUCUCAAGCACCAGCACCAGCUCCCGCUUCUGGCUCUAGUAAUGUUUUCACUUUCGGUAGUUCAGCUUCUACCAAUCAUACUCAAUCUUUGGGAGCGAGUCCAGCGGCAAAUGCUAUCAAUUUUGAGACUCAGCCUAAUUUCAAUUUCCUUAAUUCGGCUCCCACUCAAGGACAGCCUUUUAGAUUCGCUGCUGAAGCUUCAAAUUCAACUGGUGCCGUUAUUGUUCCAAGGAAUUUCAAAAAAGCGAAAAGAAGACUUCCACGUUAAUAAAAAUCCGUAAAACAAAAAAAAAUGUAAUAUCAAAUCAUGAAAAAAUUCAAAUAAAUCAUCAAAAAAAAACCUGAA